UCCUGGAAGCGGGCGCGAGAGCUAACUACAUCUCCCAGAAUCCUCUGGGUCGCAGUGGGCGUGGCGGCCCGCGGGAUUGGAUUUCCGAGACUCAUUUCCGGAGUUUGCAGCGGGGACGGGAGGAAGUUGUAGUCCUGCAUUUUUUAGCCGCGACAGCACACUUCCGGGCCAGGCGGCCUGGACGGUCAAGAGCACAAGAGUCCUGCGGCGGCCGUCGGGAGUCGUAGUCCGGCGUGCGGGGGUCGCCGGGACCUGUAGUCCGUCCUGCCAGCCCAGUCAGCGCGGUGUUGCCCGCCCCACACUCGGAGCCCGGAGCCACCGCCCAGGGGGAUGCGGAAGCCCCCGGCUCAGGGGAGCGGAGAGGCAGGCGGGGGGAGAAGAGGAUAGUUCUUUAAUGACCGGGGAAGGGGAGUCUUCUGUUUCUAGGCGACCAGAAGAGACCUUGUUACCUAGAGACAGGAGAGGAGGAGUCCUCUAUUGCUAGCCCCAGCAGGAGCGGAGGGCAGCAUGUCCCAGGCCCCGGGAGCACGGCCGAGCCCACCCUCCGUGUACCACGAGCGGCAGCGCCUGGAGCUGUGUGCCGUCCACGCCCUCAACAACGUCCUGCAGCAGCAGCUCUUUAGCCAGGAGGCUGCCGAUGAGAUCUGCAAGAGGCUGGCCCCAGACUCCCGGCUGAACCCCCACCGCAGCCUUCUGGGUACCGGCAACUAUGACGUCAACGUAAUCAUGGCGGCCCUGCAGGGACUGGGCCUGGCCGCCGUGUGGUGGGACAGGAGAAGGCCCCUGUCCCAGCUGGCCCUGCCCCAAGUGCUGGGGCUGAUCCUGAACUUGCCUUCGCCUGUGUCACUGGGGCUGCUGUCCCUGCCACUGCGCCGGCGGCACUGGGUGGCCCUGCGCCAGGUGGACGGCAUCUACUACAACCUCGACUCCAAGCUGCGGGCACCGGAGGCCCUAGGGGACGAGGAUGGCGUCAGGGCUUUCCUGGCGGCUGCCCUGGCCCAAGGGCUAUGCGAGGUGCUGCUGGUGGUGACCAAGGAGGUGGAGGAGAAGGGCUGCUGGCUGCAGAGUGACUGACCGGCCGACUGCAGGGACUCAGUGCUGCCUGGCGCAGCACUUGCGACCACGGCCAGCCUGACUUCAAGUGCCGGGGAAGGGCCUGUGCAUCCCAGCCCCGGGAAGGCCGGGCCCUCCCCAUGUUCCCCACUCCCCAUGCCGCUGCUGCCUCAAUAAAUCUGCUGAUCUGCUCCA
This is a messenger RNA of Chinchilla lanigera (long-tailed chinchilla), 1248 nucleotides long. It is a transcript of the gene Josd2, whose product is annotated as Josephin domain containing 2. Gene Ontology annotation, molecular function: cysteine-type deubiquitinase activity. The transcript is spliced from 6 exons. The coding region runs from base 508 to 1074 and encodes 188 amino acids. The record is from RefSeq and is a predicted model, not a curated record. NCBI's taxonomy places the organism in Eukaryota, Metazoa, Chordata, Mammalia, Rodentia, Chinchillidae. Gene Ontology annotation, biological process: protein deubiquitination.